Cyclopterus lumpus (lumpfish) is the source of this 986-nucleotide messenger RNA. It is a transcript of the gene crabp1a, whose product is annotated as cellular retinoic acid binding protein 1a. The record is from RefSeq and is a predicted model, not a curated record. Gene Ontology annotation, biological process: fatty acid transport. Lineage: Eukaryota; Metazoa; Chordata; Actinopteri; Perciformes; Cyclopteridae. Gene Ontology annotation, cellular component: cytosol; nucleus. The transcript has 4 exons. Gene Ontology annotation, molecular function: fatty acid binding. The coding region runs from base 236 to 649 and encodes 137 amino acids.
CACACACACACACACACACACACACCGUGGGGCACGCAGACGGAGUGUGUGGAGAAGAAACUAAAGAAAUAACCAGGAACACUUGGGAGAGAGAGAGAGAGAGUGCAGAGCCCAGAGCAGAGGAGACAGGAAAGGAGGAGGAGGAGGAGGCGAGAAAAAGAGAGUCAACGAGAGACAGAGGGGAAGAGGACAGAGAGAAGCGUCGCAGGCUUCCUUCGGCAGCCACCGAGCAGACAUGCCUAACUUUGCCGGCACCUGGAAGAUGAAGAAGAGUGAGAAUUUUGAUGAACUUCUCAAAGCCUUGGGAGUGAACACCAUGCUGAGGAAGGUGGCCGUGGCGGCGGCCUCCAACCCCCACGUGGAGAUCCGUCAGGACGGGGACAAGUUCUACAUCAAAACCUCCACCACCGUGCGCACCACCGAGAUCAACUUCCACAUCGGCGAAGAGUACGACGAGGAGACCGUGGAUGGGCGAAAGUGCAAGAGCCUCGCCACCUGGGUGUCGGAGAACAAGAUGUCCUGCAAGCAGACUCUGGUGGACGGUGACGGCCCCAAAACCCACUGGACCCGAGAGCUCGUCGGUGACGAGCUCAUACUGACCUUCGGGGCGGACGACGUCGUGUGCACACGGAUCUACACCCGGCAGUGAAGCCCCUAAAAAAUAAAUAAAAACCUUCAUCGGGACAAGACGGAAGCUCCGCAGUUGGACCACGACGAACACCUCGAACCCCAACGGCACGCCGUCACGCUAACACACAUUUGCAAAGUCAUCCUGUGUAGUCUCCACCAACCCAAUAGCAGCGUCUGUGUAAUCUGGUUAUUUGUAGUGAGUGUUGUGUCUGCAGUACAGUAGCUGGACAUCUCAGUGUCCGUAUAUAUAUAUAUAUAUAUGCAAAAUCGGUGUCAGCUGUGUGUACGUAGGAUUUAUCCAUCAGUUGCAUUGAUUAAGUAUUCAUGUCCGAUGACAGGAAACAAUAAAAACACGG